GCCAUCCCACACCUAGGCAGGAAGACGGUAGCCACAAAGAAGAUGAAAAAGUCACUGGAGUUGAUCAACUCUAGUUAUGAAAAGUAGAAAGUACAUGCUGGGGUACAAGCAGACUCUGAAGUUGAUUAGACAAGGCAAAGCAAAAUUGGUCAUCCUCUCUAACAACUGCCCAGCUUUGAGGAAAUCCAAGAUAGAAUACUAUGAAAACUUGGCCAGGACUAGUGUGCAUCACUACAGUGACAAUAAUAUUGAAUUGGGCACAGCAUGUGGAAAAUACCACAGAGUACGCACACUGGCUCUCAUUGAUCCAGGUAAUUCUCAUAUUAUCAGAAGCAUGCCAGAAUAG
Molecule: messenger RNA, 346 nt
Organism: Chlorocebus sabaeus (green monkey)
Lineage: Eukaryota; Metazoa; Chordata; Mammalia; Primates; Cercopithecidae
Source: RefSeq, a predicted model, not a curated record